AUGGCGCCGCUCUCCCCCACGUCGAAGCAAGCCAUCGAGCGACUGCGACGGUAUAUCCCGCCCCCAACCAAUUAUGACUCCGUCCCGCUGUCCCGACAGGCUGCUGUGCUGCUUCUGCUGUUUGCCGAUCGACUAGGGGAUCUUCGGGUUAUUUUGACGAUCAGAUCCAAGACUCUCAAAUCAUACCCUGGCCAAGCGGCUCUUCCGGGCGGAAAGGCGGAUUCGCUAUCAGAAACACCCUUUGAGACUGCUCGGCGCGAAGCAUUCGAGGAAAUCGGCUUGCCAAAUAUCGACCAAACGUUCCCUUCCCCCUUUUGGGUAGAGCAUCUCUGCGAACUCCCCGCCAAUCUUGCACGAACAGAGCUAGUGGUACGGCCCUGUGUGGCGCUUCUACACUCCUACGAUGAAGUUACGGGUGAGGACGCCGAUCCAGAGGAAGCAUUCAUGCCCCAACUGGACGCUAAGGAGGUGGCUGCGGUCUUCUCGGGGCCAUUCCACAACUUCCUAAUGAUGCGCGAUGAGCCCCGUGGUGAAGAUGAUUCCAGUCUUCCAGGAGACCCUACGGAGUGGUAUGAUGGAACAUGGACCAACUGGAACAGUACUUGGUGGCGCAUGCACCAUUUCUUCGUUCCGAUAACAAACCAAAAGGUUACAAAGUCGAGAAGAAAGAGCAUUGAUCAAAGUGCCGCCGUUGACGAACUCGAAAAUCAGGAGAUAUCGAUGGGAUUAACCCGCUACAAAGUAUUUGGUAUGACUGCUCGGAUUUUAGUCGACGCUGCUAGAGUGGCCUACGCAGAGGAGCCUCACUUCGAGCAUAACAGCCAUUUUGGCGACGAGGACAUGAUUGCUCGAUUGCAAAAAAUUGGCAGGUUCAAGGAAACUCGAGACCCGGAGGACGAACUUACUCCAGAAGUGUUUGAAAAAGCCUCCAAAUUGACAUGA
Messenger RNA from Histoplasma capsulatum G186AR, 942 nucleotides. RefSeq names its product NUDIX domain-containing protein. The record is from RefSeq and is a predicted model, not a curated record. The transcript is spliced from 4 exons. Gene Ontology annotation, biological process: coenzyme A catabolic process. Lineage: Eukaryota; Fungi; Ascomycota; Eurotiomycetes; Onygenales; Ajellomycetaceae. The coding region runs from base 1 to 942 and encodes 313 amino acids. Gene Ontology annotation, molecular function: coenzyme A diphosphatase activity; acetyl-CoA hydrolase activity.